CAGCGCGUCCCCAUAUAAAAGACGAGGUAGCGCUCGCCUCGAUGUCUCUGAGUAACAACCGUGCUGAGUGCUUGUCGUGCACGAGAUGUGUUUGUAGCUCUCCUUAUCUCUUAAGCGCACAUUCUUUUCUGCUCACGGUGUUUGUAGAUUUCCUUCAAAGAGUCGUUUAAGUACCAUCACAUCCCUCCAAGAGCUUGUAACGUUUUCUUUUCAUAUAAAAACUUUAUUAACCUCCUUCCUUCACUAGCUCAGUAGAGCCCCGUAGCUAUCCGGCGAAGACUCGGGACUCCAGGCGACGCGAGCUGCACCCUUUUGAUGCUAUCUAGUAGCAUCCUGCUCAGAAGACAAGGCGUGCCGGACACUGUCGUGGUGUGUGACUCGAUGCGCUGCGCCCUCAGAAUUAUCUUCUUAAGUUAAAAUAAGACAAACGGAUAUUUCACCGAUUUGCAACCUUCUGGAUGCGCACGUUUCGAACUUCUACGAAGACAAGACCCGGUAGCUGACGUGGUGUUUCAAUCGUAUGAAGGGAAAAAGAAGGAGGAAAAAAAAGUCCUUGGGGAUGCGAGUCGAUGAAAUGGAAGCAACACAGCGCAAGUGAAGAAGCGUGAGCCUCCUUUAUGGCUGCCCCUGUAAUGAGACCCAUGGACCCAGAGGGUCAAGUAAAUCGGACACAGGAGGAGCGCUAUGAAUCAAGUUUGUGUUGCACAGUUGCUACGCCUCCACAGUUUGACCACCUGCCUCCGGACCUCGAAGACAGCACAAAGCUGGUGGUUGUGCAAGUCAUUCUCAUAGCGGCUUACAGCAGCAUCAUUCUUCUGGGGGUUAUUGGCAACUCCCUUGUCAUCUACGUUGUUUUUAAGUUCAAGACACUGCGUACCGUCACUAAUUUUUUCAUUGCAAACCUUGCUGUGGCCGAUCUGUUGGUAAAUACUUUGUGUUUGCCUUUCACUCUUAUAUACACAUUACUAGAUGAGUGGAAAUUUGGAAAGGUGUUGUGCUUCAUGGUGCCAUAUGCCCAAGGCUUAGCAGUGAAUGUUUCCACAGUGACCUUAACUGUCAUUGCCUUACAUAGACACCGAUGCAUUGUCUACCACCUGGAAAGCAAAAUGUCCAAGGAAACUAGCUUUAUAAUCAUUGGCUUCACGUGGAUGAUCAGUGCGAUAUUGGCAAGUCCAUUGGCGAUUUUUAGAGAGUAUGAAACAUUUAAUAUCUUUCCAGAAAAAUCUCUUUAUGUAUGUAGAGAAAAAUGGCCUGGCAGCAACCGAGAUGGCACUGUAUAUAGCAUUUCUAUGCUCAUACUCCAGUAUGUUUUGCCUCUUGUCAUCAUCUCCUGUGCCUACAUCCGAAUCUGGAGCAAACUGAAGAAUCAUGUAAGCCCAGGGGGAGGAAACGACAGAGACCACAGACGACGUAAAACAACCAAAAUGUUAGUGACUGUGGUGGUGGUUUUUGCCGUGAGCUGGUUACCAUUUCACGCUUUUCAGCUUGCUUCUGAUAUUGAUUAUGUUUUGGACAUGAAGGAUUUUAAGCUGUUAUUUACAAUAUUUCAUGUAAUUGCUAUGUGUUCUACAUUUGCCAACCCUUUACUUUACGGGUGGAUGAACAAAAACUACAGAAAUGCAUUUAUUACUGUGUUCAAGUGUGAGCAGAGACUUGACUCCAUCCACCCAGAAGCCUUGGUGAAGUUUAGGACAAAAAAAGCCCUGGAGGCAGAAGACAUUGCAAAUGCAAAUGCAAAUGCGAGUGUAACAGACACAACUCGUAUGCACCCAACCAAUGUUUGAAGCCGUUUUGAAGAGCACACAAUAACAAAGGGGCUGUUUCUCUUCUUGAUGAGAUAAAAUUAGAACAAAAAACAACAAGCUCAUCUAUAACCGUCAAACUCAUUCAAAACAGAGCCAUUUAUUUAUGCUCACGGAAAGCUGUUUAAUCAGCCUAAACUGUUGCAGGUCCACAUACCAUCAGCCUUCUAAAUAUUAUUACGCGGAUCUCUGUCUGCAUGUCACGUUGCAUUUGUGUCUGUGUUAUGUCCCUCACCAACGCAGUAACACUUGCCUGUAAUUCUUAGUGAGCUAUUUAGUAAUUGAUCAAGUAAUGCGUAUUAUUUAAUGAAGAAAUCGAGAUAAAUGCACUUUUAUUACAUGCUUUCAUGUGUCAUGUGUAAGCAUAAAUGUUUAUGUAAUUACAAUUACGUGUUAUUUUUUUUGCUAUAUUUUUUCCUUUACUGUAUAAAUAACUUGAACUCUCUGAGGACUGAAUAUUUUUUCCAAAAAACUCAGUUUUCUGAAAAGCACACCAAGCAAUGGUUUCACACAUAC
Molecule: messenger RNA, 2318 nt
Organism: Polypterus senegalus (gray bichir)
Lineage: Eukaryota; Metazoa; Chordata; Cladistia; Polypteriformes; Polypteridae
Gene: npy2rl
Product: neuropeptide Y receptor Y2, like
Exons: 2
Coding region: 618-1784 (388 amino acids)
Biological process (GO): G protein-coupled receptor signaling pathway
Cellular component (GO): membrane
Molecular function (GO): neuropeptide Y receptor activity
Source: RefSeq, a predicted model, not a curated record